CCCAAGAAACCCAAACCAACAUAAUCACAAUGAAAAUCAAACCAACCAUCUUCAUUCUUUCAUUUCUCACCAUCUUUUGCUUCAAGUUCUUGCAUGCAACUAAAACUAACCCACCAUUGUCUUUAGAUUACUACAAAUCUUCUUGCCCAAAUGCAGAAGCCAUUGUUAGGAAAGAAAUGGAGUGUGCUGUGCAGUCUGAUCUUAGAAACGCCGCUUUGAUCCUACGCUUACACUUCCAUGACUGCUUCGUACAAGGUUGUGAUGGAUCGGUGUUGCUAGACGAUACAGUCACGUUACAAGGAGAAAAGAAUGCUCCCACCAAUUUAAAUGCUUUGAAGGGUUUUGAAUUCAUUGAUAGGAUAAAGGAAAAGCUUGAAUCUGAGUGUCCCGGCAUAGUUUCAUGCGCUGAUCUUCUUACAUAUGCUGCAAGAGAUGCAACUGUGUUGGUUGGUGGACCUUAUUGGGAUGUCCCGGCUGGUAGAAAAGACUCGAAAACAGCUAGUUUUUCGCUGGUGGAAUCAAAUAUUCCUCGUCCAAACGACGGCCUUCUAUCCAUCAUAUCUAAGUUUCUGUAUCAAAGCCUCUCUGUCACUGACAUGGUUGCACUUUCUGGUGCUCACACAAUCGGAAUGGCUCGUUGUACAAACUAUCGAGCAAGAAUCUAUGGAGACUACCAAACAACCGCAACAAUGAGCAACAUCGCAGAGCCAAACCUCAAAAAUUUAAAGGCAACAUGUCCGGCUGCAGGAGGAGGAGAUAACAACGAAGCGGCAAUGGACUAUGUUUCACCUAGUCUUUUCGAUAACACAUAUUACCACAUACUUCUUAGAGGUGAAGGUCUUCUUAAUUCGGAUCAAGAACUCUAUUCCAGCGUUCUUGGAGUCCAAACAAGUAAACUUGUGAGGAAAUACGCAGAAGAUCAGAUAGCGUUUUUCGCACAGUUUUCUGAGUCUAUGGUGAAAAUGGGAAACAUUACAAAUCCUGAGACUUAUGUUGAUGGUGAAGUGAGGAAGAAUUGUAGGUUUAUGAAUACAUAAAGAUGGAUUGGUGAUUGAUUUUACAAGGUUUUAAUUUUAUUAUAUUCAUGAUCAAGAUGUAAUCUGGGCCUUAUUUAUAUUUAUAACACUAUGUUAUUGAAAUUAUUA
Molecule: messenger RNA, 1145 nt
Organism: Helianthus annuus (common sunflower)
Lineage: Eukaryota; Viridiplantae; Streptophyta; Magnoliopsida; Asterales; Asteraceae
Product: peroxidase 11
Exons: 4
Coding region: 30-1037 (335 amino acids)
Biological process (GO): hydrogen peroxide catabolic process; response to oxidative stress
Molecular function (GO): heme binding; peroxidase activity
Source: RefSeq, a predicted model, not a curated record